AUGUCAUACACGCCCUACGAGCUCGCCCUCACUCUCCAAGGCCACUCUUCAGACGUCCGGCAUAUCCUCGCGCCGCAGGCCGGAGUCCCGCUCCUCCUCUCUGGCUCGCGCGAUGGGUCCGGUGUCCUCUGGGGUCCCAGCUCUCGUGAUCCCGGAGAAUGGGACAUGAAGCUGCAAGUGCAGGGUCCGGAGGGGAGGUAUAUCUCCUGCGUAGGGAUGAUACGGGCCAGCGGGGAAGCAUACCUUCUUUUGGGUUCAUCGAACGGGAUCCUCUCGACGUUCAUGCUUCCUUCAGCUACUUCGCCACCUCAGACGAGCGCGUCGCCAGAGCCUCACCAUGCGCUCAUAGAGCACAAGCAGAAUCUGUGUUGUAUGGACACGAGCAAGAAUGGGCUUAUAGCUACCGGAAGUUGGGACAAGUCGGUGAUCAUCUGGCGGGACUUCAAGACUGCGGCAAAGAUAGAAGCGCACGAGCAGGCGGUAUGGGCUGUCAAGUUUGUGGGCGAAGAUCGCGUUGUUACCGCUUCCGCGGAUGGCAAGAUCAAGCUGCACACUUUCGACCUUGCUGCCGGAAAAUCGACCGUGCUGCAAGAGUAUACGGGGCAUAAUCAGCCUGUCCGAGGUCUGAGCUUGCGGACGGACGGGAAGGGGUUCUGGAGUUCCGCGAAUGACAGUCUGGUCAACUUAUACUCUUUCGAUCGACCAUCACCCGAACAGUCCCUCUCCGGACACACCUCCUUCGUCUACUCCGUCACCGCCCUUCCAGACGGAUCAGGCGCGAUCUCUUCCGGCGAAGACGGCACGCUCCGCGUAUGGUCUAUGACGGAACUCCUCCAAACCAUUCCCCACCCCUCCACCUCCCUCUGGUCAAGUACCGUCGUCCCCUCCGCAUCCGGCUCGAGCCCCUAUAUCGCCUCGGCGUCGAACGACGGGAUCAUCCGGUUCUUCACGAGAGAGAAGGAGUUGAUGGCGCCCGAGACUGUAAGGGAGAAAUGGACGCAGGACAUCUCGCAGCGGCAGUUGGACAAGAGCCAAGUUGGGGACGUCAAGCAUUCGGAUUUGCCGGGAAUGGAGGCGCUGGGCCGGGAGGGCAAGAAGGACGGUCAGGUGAUCAUGAUCAAGAACAACGACAAGGUCGAGGCAUACCAAUGGUCCGCACCAACGACGACAUGGCAGCAGAUCGGUCAAGUGGUCGAUGCGGUCGGAUCGGGCCGGAGACAGCUAUACGAAGGGCAAGAAUAUGACUUUGUUUUCGACGUGGAUGUCAGUGAGGGGAUGCCUCCAUUGAAGUUGCCUUACAACGCAUCAGCAGAAAAUCCAUGGUCCGCCGCUCAAAAGUUCUUGACGAAACACGAUCUCCCCUCGUCGUACGCAGACCAAGUCGUCGAUUUCAUCCACAAGAACUCGGGUGGUGUGGAGCUGGGCACGGGAGGCGACAAGGAGACGUUUGUGGAUCCGUUCACGGGCGGAUCGAGGUAUACCGGUGGAGGGGUUUCUACGGGUGGUCGAGGUGGAGGUGGAGGCGGCAGUGGCGGAGGAGGGUUCGGAGGAGGGUUCGGAGGAGGUGCGGACCCAUAUACCGGUGCAACAGCAGCUGACCUACUAGGCGGCUCAUCGUACUCAUCCACCCCUUCCGCGCCCUCCAAACCUAAAGGUGUACUGCCCGUGACUACCUUCCAGACGUUCAAGACUAUGAAUAUCACCGCGGCAAAGUCCAAGAUUGCUUCGAUCAACGCGGACCUCAAGCUUCUCUCCGCAGACAACGAGGCGGUGUUGGGCCGGGUGUACACGUUCUUGGGACUACCGGCGGGCCAGCUCCCUUCGACCGAGGCGGAGAGCGGAGGAGAGGCCGCGGAGGGGUUGAUGCGGAUCGUGCAGAGCUGGCCGGAAGCGCAGAGAUUCCCUCUCAUCGAUCUCGCGCGGUGCCUAGCCGCCCUCUCCCCAUCUUUCGCUGCAACUCCCUCGCUCGCGACAGACUUCCUCACCUUGGCCAACUGGGGUCAAGCCCCCUCGCCCGCCGAGACGAAAGCGAGGGAGACCAACACCCUUCUUGCUUUGCGCGGUAUCUCCAAUUUAUUCAGUACGAAGCCAGGUCGGGCCUCGGUGGUCAGCGAUGCGAAGGCGGUAUUUGCUGGAAUGGGGCAGGGGAGGUGGGAAAGCGGGGUUGGGGGCGGGAAGUGGAAAGUGGCCGCGGCAACUGUUGCGCUCAACUAUUCGAUCUUGGGCGUCAAAGGGGAACUGCCGGCGGAGCAUGGGCAGGCGCUGUUAGAUCUGAUUCUGAUUAUGCAGGUUCUGCAGAAUGAGCAGACCGAUAAUGAGACGAUUUACCGCGCAGGUAUCGCUCUCGGCAAUGUACUCGUGGCCCGAUCUUUGCCUGGAAGUCUUCAAGUAGGCAGGGUACAAGUCGCAAAGGAUCUAGUCAGGGACCGAGCGGCCAAGUUGGGCGAGAAGCGGUUAGUCGAUCUAGCAAAGGAGAUCAGUGGGUUGGGGGUGUGA
This is a messenger RNA of Dioszegia hungarica, 2496 nucleotides long. Its product is annotated as putative phospholipase A-2-activating protein. Bases 1 to 2496 code for a protein of 831 amino acids. Gene Ontology annotation, cellular component: cytoplasm; nucleus. Gene Ontology annotation, biological process: proteasome-mediated ubiquitin-dependent protein catabolic process; ubiquitin recycling. Gene Ontology annotation, molecular function: ubiquitin binding. Lineage: Eukaryota; Fungi; Basidiomycota; Tremellomycetes; Tremellales; Bulleribasidiaceae. The record is from RefSeq and is a predicted model, not a curated record. The transcript is spliced from 15 exons.